Molecule: messenger RNA, 29260 nt
Organism: Xyrichtys novacula (pearly razorfish)
Lineage: Eukaryota; Metazoa; Chordata; Actinopteri; Labriformes; Labridae
Source: the annotation of a GenBank genome assembly
GUUUGGGCUCAUGAACAUUAUUCGAGGACGUGGAGCGUGCCCCAAAACAUGUGGGAGCAGCGUCUGCCUCACAACCAAUCCAAUCCAGGUUUAUUUAUAAAGCACAUUUAAAAACAACAAAACGCUGACCAAAGUGCUGUACAGUAAAACUAAAAACAAUAAAAAACAGACAAUUGACAUGAACAAUAAAACAAAGGCACAGGAACACAUAAAAAACAGGGGGACAUAGAUGGUUCAGUAAAAACAUGAUGAAAAGGCCAAGUUCUCAGGAGUUAAAAGCCAGGGAGUAAAAGUGCGUUUUCAAAUUUGAUUUAAAAACAGACAGUGAGGGGGACAGUCGGACAUGAAGAGGAAGAGCAUUCAAGAGCUUUGGCGCAGCAAUGGAAAAAGCCUGGUCACCCCUGAACUUUAAUCUUGACCUAGGGACAGUCAGAAGGCGCUGUUCAGAGGAUCUGAGAGUCCGAGAUGAAAUAUAGUGUUUUAAAAUGUCAGAGAGAUAAGAAGGAGCAAGUCUGUUUAAAGAUUUUUAAGUUAAUAAAAUUUUAAAAUCAAUCCUAAAAUGCGCAGGAAGCCAGUGAAGAGAGGCUAAAAUUGGGGAAAUGUGGUCAUAUGUACAGCGACCAGAUAAAACACGAGCUGCAGCAUUUUGAACAAGUUGUAAACGAUUAUGAGAGGUUUGGCUGGCACCAAAAUAAAGUGCAUUGCAAUAAUCAAGACGAGUUGUGAUAAAAGCAUGCAUAACCUUCUCAAAAUCACUAAAAGAUAAAAAAGGCUUGACCUUGUUUAAAAGACGAAGAUGCUUUUACAACUGCAUUUAUCUGCAGAUCCAUUUUAAAAUCUCUGUCCAUUAUAACUCCCAGGUUUUUUAAAGUCUUUAAGGAAGGGCUCAAAGGCAGACAGAUCUGCUCUGGGGCAGUUGCCAUGUGGUCCAAAGACAACAAUUUCAGUCUUACUCUCAUUUAAUUUUACAAAAUUGAGAGCCAUCCAGGUUUUUAUGUCCCUAAGACAGUCCAAAAGUGGGCCCAAGGCAUUGGAAGCUCCUAAUUCCAGGGGUAAAUACAGCUGCAUAUCGUCAGCAUAGAAAGUAAAAGAAAUGUUAUAUUUUUUAAAUAUAGAUCCCAGGGGGAGCAUAUAUAAGGAGAAAAGGACUGGGCCAUGUAUAGAGCCUUGGGGCACUCCACAUGGAAGAAGAGCUGAGGAGGCGGUGGCAUCACCAAGGCUGACAGAGAGGCUCCUGUCAGCCAGGUAUGACCUAAACCACUCCAGGACAAUACCUUUAAUCCCCAUCCUAUGUUCAAGGCGAGAAAUUACAGUGUUGUGAUCCACAGUGUCAAAAGCUGCAGAAAGAUCUAAAAGCAUAAGAACAGCUGAAUCCCCAGAAUCAGUGAGCAAUAAAAUAUCAUUAAAAACCUUUAAAAGCGCUGUUUCAGUGCUGUGCUGUGCAGUUGACUAAAAACAACUUCCUCCAGGAUCCAGGAUCAAUCAGCACUAAGGAGCAGCGUCAGCCUCACAACCAAUCAGGUCGGCGAGGUGGAGAACGGCUUUGUUUACAGUCAGAAAGAGCGGGCCGCUCAAAAAAUUUAAAAUAUUGACAACAUAGACACAACAAAACACAGCAAUAUUGUGAUAUUCCCAAACGUCAUCAAUAACUAAUAGCUAUUGACUGAUAUUAAAAUCUUUUAUAGAAAAGAUUUCUGCCUACUCCACUGUUUACCCUGAAAUAUUUCAUGAUAAAGUUAUGCUGUUUUUAUUUAACAAACUCAUUAAAGAUACUCUUCAUAGGGAUGACAAUGCAAUGAACAGAAGAGCAAAAGCAAAAACAAGAAAAAAAAAAAAGGAGAAACACUGUUAUGCUAGUGUCGUCUGUACAGUUUGGGAGGUUUGUAGUUGGAUUGACAAUUUUAGGUCGUGUUCACACCUAAAGGUCCGUUUCCUGAUUCAAAUCCAAGGCAAGACGAUACAUUUGUUUUAAUUGUUUAACUGGUCCAGUUUGCGUUCUCAAAGGACAAACUCAAUCGCUCCAGAAAACGGACCCGGAAGUCACGUGACCGUGAAUAUCGUUCGGUUAUUGGUCAUUAGUUUAUGCAGGAAUACAAACCCCGCUCUGCUGUCUUCGCCUGUCAUGGAGCAUCGUAGGCUGAUUUUGCUUUUGCUACUCAUCUAGAGCACGUAUCAAAAGUUGCUAGUCGAUCGCGUGUAUGAACGGCUCAUUACCAGCUAGCGCGAACUGAGGCAUUAGUUAAUACAUUGCGGAGUAGAAGUGCUGCAAACAACAGUCGUAUAAAGACAUGAUGGUGUCAGGCAAUGACGUGUGUGGUGCGUUUCCUGUGAUUGGUGUGGACAACGUUCACACCAGAAAUGAAAUGCUCCAGAGUUUAACUUGAUAGCGGUCCGAGACCACCUCUUCAGGCGGACCAGAGUUCGUUUAUUUCGUCCGCACCAGAGUUCGAGGUCAGGGUUCACACCGACCCAAACGAACCGCACCAAGGGGGUAAACGCUCCAGGGUUCAGUUCAACCGGACUAAACGAGGGUGGUGUGAACGCGCCCUUAGUGGCCACUUCAAGAACUACACCUUUUUUUGUCACCUUUUCUUUGGCUUCUCUUUGCAACCCCAAGUUCAUCUCUUGGGUGUCACUUGCGGUUUAACUGGAGUGCUCUGUCAGUCUCCUCCUGUCUCUUUGUUUAAGGCCUGACACAGUGCUUUCUGAGGCGAACAGAGUUCAGGUUGUUUGGAGUUGGGGAUGGCAUCUCCAACACACCUGAUUCAAAUGAUCAGCUCGUUAUUAAGCCAUUACAGAGAUUGAUAACGAGCUGAUCAUUUGAAUCAGGUGUGUUGCAGCAGGGAACAUCCAAAACAUGCAGGACAGAGGGGGGCUCGAGGACUGGACUUGAGAGCCACUGGUCUAAUAUGAUGGACCUUUGUGAAAAAGUGGAAGAAGUUCAUGCAGCAGCUCCUGAGAAACAGCAGGAUCUGUCCAUGGUGCUGACAGUAGUCUCUGGCAUGCAGGAUUCAAUGGUCUUUUCUUUAAGCUCAUGAAGGACUGCAUGCUGACUCACUGACUGGAGGUUUGCCCCAAAUGAAAGAUUUACUGACUCGAAUAUAGUUUAAUUUGAGCUGUAAGGGAGUUGAAACGGUCUGAACAGAGCAAAGAGAGAAAGAGAGAGAGAGAGAGAGAGAGAGAGAGCGAGAGAGAGAGAGAGAGAGAGGAUGAUGUCAUUGGUUUUUAGUCGCUGCCAUGAAAGAAGCAGAUGGCUGCAGCCUUAACAUUCUUCCUCCGCUGCUGAAUUCAUCUCCUUUCUUGACAUCUGCCUCAGCAUCAGGACUGAUCCGGGGCGAAGAGUAGCAAACCGCGGAUGCAGAAUUGGUUCCGGUGGAUUUCCUGCGGGCAGCCUGUCAGCUGGAUGUGAACGGAUCAUCGAACGAAGGAGAAGACGUGAUAUGGACCGAAAUAGCAGAGCAUGCACGGGGCUACGUCCAGUCCUCCUUUUUGUCUUUAUUCUGUAUUAUGAGGAGGCGACUGAGUAGAGGAGCUAGUCCUGCCCAGAAGGGAGGAGGAGGAGUAGAAGAGACGCGUAGAAGGGUGUCGACUGAGAGAGGCAGGGGCAGAGGUAGAGGAGAAGAGGAGGGGGGGACGGAGCAAAUAUAAAAGAGUAAUAUUACAAGCUUCUUACAAUGGCUGCUAAAUCGGACGGGGUCCUGAAGAUAAAGAAGAGCGAUGUGGCCUUUACCCCGCUGCAGAACUCGGAGCACUCCGACUCGGUGCAGGGGCUCCACCCGGGCAGCCAGCCUGACUCUGCAGGCGCCGGAGACGGGGACUUCGUCAACGGGGAGUCGCGGUGCUGCGGCGGCGGAGGCUCCAACACGACGUGCCUUCAGCUGGGCCGGGAGCAGCAGAAAUACACGGUGUGGGACUGCCUAUGGAUCGUAGCCGCAGUGGCCGUGUAUUUGGCCGAUGUGGGCACCGACGUAUGGCUGUCGGUGGACUACUACCUCCGCCGCGACUACUGGUGGUUCGGCCUGACCCUUUUCUUCGUUGUGCUCGGCUCCUUCUCGGUCCAGCUCUUUAGUUUCAGAUGGUUCGUCCAUGAUUUCAGCACCGAGGAUGGCACGGAGUCCGCCGCCGAUUGCUCCCACAUGGAUGGCAAUAAGCUGCUGAGCGGUUCUGCUUCUCACGGCGACGUUACCGCUCAGCAUCACCCCGCCACGCCGCAAAGACAGGCGUCGACCGCCAGCAAGAACACCACGACCAACAGCACCGCAAGCACCGCGGCGGGCAGCAGGAGCAGGAAACGAUCGGCCUACUACUCCUUCUGCGUCUGGUUCAGCCAGUCUGUCAUCCAUAUCCUCCAGCUGGGCCAGAUAUGGAGGUAGGAAGGAGGCCUUGGUUUGGGUUACAGUGAAGGGGAGUGCAGUGUGUCAGGAAUAAAUGAAUGGAUGAACGAAUGAAUGAGCAGCGGGCUCUGACAGUAGUUGGCACUCUGGCACCAUGGUGUCCCCUGGAUGAUCUACAGCAUGGCUACCAGCUGCCAUCUUUAACAUACUCCUCUGCAGGGCCAGCACACAGGCUGCUGUGACAGGCUUUAGGUCAUUCCUCCUCCAUGCUCAUAUGAACAGCUCACUGAAGAUGACACUAAUACAGAAUAAUAAUUUACCUCCUGUCCAACACACAAUGUUGAAAGUGGACAAUUUAUUUUCCUUUCUUAACUUCAAGUUUUGAUACCAAUGAAAAGAGUGUCCUUUAACUGAAGAGAAAAAGGCUUCAGCAGUCAAUUAACAUUUGAUUUAAGCUGAAGUUUGACUUGCUAAUGUUGGAGGAGUAAAUGACCCCACAGAUUUACAGAAUGUAGCUUAUUAAGUUGUGUUUUUCGCCUCUGAUCAACAGUAAAAUCAUCCUGACUUUAUAAUGUUCAGUCAAACUUUUCAGUCUCAUCACAUGCCAACAGCCUCCCAGUCUGUCAUCGCCUUCAUUCACUCCUCAAGCCAACUGGAUUAAUAGAGCAGACAUAUCCAUUUAGGAAGUCUUCUGCAUAAGUUCUGACAGAAGCAAUUUACAGUUUUAAGGUCCUUACACACCGGGACCGUUUUUGUCGUGCGAUUAUUUCAGACGUCAAUAUUUUUUUUCAAACCCGUAUCCUGUCAAUAUAAGCGUUCACAUCAGCGAUAUUUUCCCGUCCUACGCAUACUGUCUGUCCACUUCAGACCAAUCAGAUUGCGUGUCGUUGCAACGUCAGAUUCACUGGUAUAUCCAACAUAUCCGACAGGCUGAUUGUGUACGUGUCGGAAACAGAGUGCAGUUUGAUAAAAGACACAAAUAUUACAAAGAUAACGACCUGAAGGACAACUUGUGGAGAGUCAUAGCAACGGAUCUCUCAUAUGACGAUGGUUUGUGUGCUUUAACAGUUUGCUAAAUGUCUUUUUUUAAACUUUCAUCUGUGCUAACAUAAGCUAACAGUUGUUAGAAUAGUUUCAUGUGCUUAUCUGGUACUGGCCCCGACUCAGUACAUGCUAUCGUGACAGAGAGCCAUCUCAACACUAGUGACUAAUCAGAACUGAAAACAAUCAGCGAACGUGGUACAGUUUCAGCUCCUGAACCAAGCAGUGAAACUCACCAAGUUCUCUUCUUUUUUGUAAUAUUGGAUGCACCCAUGUGCUACGUUUCUUUUUCUUAGUACCAAUUUGCCAUCACUUGAAGAUAAAGUAGACUCCAUUUUUGUCCUCUUGCGUCUACUGGGACGCUGGUUGUUAAGGGAAGGUCCUGCCCUUUUUCGCCUCUGAUUGCCUGUAAGUGCUGACCGUUUGGCUUGAGCGUGUGAUGACGUUUCCAGCUUUUCUAGCCAAUCAGAGGCGAAGGAGGCGGGACUUCCCCGGGAUGCGUCUUUUCCCCCCCGGAAAGUAGCAAAAUCGCAUUGGGCUUGAUGUUUAUAGUCAGGCUCGACAAAAUUCGCCUCAGAGUAUUUCGUGAUUUCGCGUUCUAUAUUCGUGUCAGCCCCGGUGUGUAAGGACCUUUAACGUCUCUUUUCAAGCCUUCAUCCUCACAGCAUUAACACUCAGCUUAUGUUCAUAUAAUAUGAACCAGUGUCAAAGACUGUUUGACCUAGCAGUCAUUAACCCUCAUCAUCACUACAGCCAACCUCUAUCUUCAUGCUCACUCUCUCCCUCUGCUUUACUAACACACAUCUACUCUUCCUGAUCAAGUCUGUGGCACAGCUCUCCCUCCUCCAUCUCAGGCUGCAUUAUGGGUUUUUGCACAUGCUGACAGUGCAGUGAUCCUCACUUGGUAGAUUUUGCAGCAUGUCAAACUUCUUUGCACUCCCAAACUUUGUUACAAAUCAACCCGUGAUGUUGAUGACAACUUUUAAAAACCUGGCUGUUUUGGUUGGAGGGUAGGGUGAAGACGACAGACAGCACAGGAACCAGUUAAUACUGAAAGUUUGUUGAUCCAGGGAAGACCAAAAUGUGAUUCAAAUAGAAGUUAAAUUAAUUUUUCAGUCCUUUUAGAAGGUAUCAGCAAUAAGUUUGUGUUCCUCAGAAAUUCAGCUUGUUAUUUGAUGCAAACUAAUGAAAGAAACGGAUUUGGUGUAAUUCUUUGAAUGCAGAUUUAGCACAUUACAGUCAGUCACAGUGAAUUGAUAGUUUGUUGUUGAUAACUCAUAAACAUUCAUAAUAUAACCUGCAGUAAUUCAAGCAUGGAUUAAUAAUGGUUCAUGCAUUUUUUCAGUGACUUAAGGUUUGUUUUUGAAUGCCCUUUAGUGUCGGCUGCUGUGUAAAUCAAAUGGCAUGCAGCAUGCACUUUGUAGAGAAAAAAAACUGAAGCUUGUGAAACUAUUGACUGUUGUGGUUGUGUAGAAAAAAAUUCAGGUAUUCAGGGUGAAUCACUUUUAUGAUUUUUUAAUUUAAUUCUAUUUAAUUUCAAAAGUUAUUUUUGAAAACAUGAAAACUACCUGGAUGAAGCGAUCCAAUUAGAUAUAUUUCAAUGAAAACAGAAAGCCAUAUGCUCAAGGUGCAGACAUGUUAGCACUGCACACAGUACAAACCAACAGAUAACCACUGUUUAGAGACUGGAGAAAGUGACUGAUUUAUCCACUGAUAAUGUGUUCUGCCUGCUGGACUGUCAUGAGUCUCCAGCACUGAUUUUAUUUUAAAUUUUUAGCUCCAACACCAACAAAUAAUAGACAUUUUCUCUCCUGUGUAACCAAUGUUACAACACUCAAGCCUCAGGAUAUUUGGUUUGAGUUUCUGAACAAGGCCUUCUGAAGCAUCUUCUGAUGCAGUCAUGAAUAUGAGUGUGUGUAAAGAACAUUUCCAAACUUGGAAACAGAGCACUCUGAACACAGGUCUUACUCCAUGUUUGUGACACACAGACUCUGGUCUGUAAACAGAUCUCACUGACUGACAGAAAAUGGUUUUGUGAUUUUUGUUUGGUGAAUAAAAGAAAACCUUCUUUGGAAGAGCUGGUAGGAUCAGGAGGACUCAGUCCAGAGAGCCAAUGAGACGGUAACAGGAGUUUAGACACUUGCUCAUGUACAGAGGGCCUCAUCCUUCAGACAAGUUGUUAGUCCCAAACAAACCAAUUCUCAGCCUGAAGCUGACUUCAUGACCAAUUUAUGCACUCAGUAUAAUAACUCAGGUUCUUUAUGCUCUGCCUCUCUUUUUACAGUUUCAUAAAACCUUUAGUCACCUAAAAAAAAAAACCAACCCACAGCGGAAACAUUUUCACUGUCACUGACAUGUCUUUGCGUAAGAAUAAGCUGUACUGGGCACAUUCACCUCUAAUGUCAAGACUGUCCCUCAGCUUUAUCUUAUCUCAGGUAAUACAGAUGUCAAAAUCCUAACGAAAUAGACCAAAACCAUCGCUAGGAAGAAACUAAAGACAUACUGUUUAUGUGUGUAUGCCUGUCCAAACAAAAUUCAUGUCACUCCAACAUCAAUCAUGUCGAGCCAUUGACUUAUAUCCAAAAUAGAAAGUAAAUAAUAUAUAAGUUUAGUCCUAGGCUUGUUUUUAAUCACAGAGAUAAAAGGCACAUAUUUCCUCUGGAUGUCACAAUCUACUCUUCCAAAAUGUGAUCCAAAUACAAGGGAUAGUUGUUUAAAAUUUGAAAUAAUGUGAAAAUAGAUCUAGAGAUCUUUGAGCUCAAGAGACAAAGACAGUAUUUGUCAUGAAACAGGUAUGAGACAGCCACCUUGGGUAUAUUCAAUUUAAUGCUGACGUUCAAAUAAGGGAACGACAAAGCUGAAACCACACAAACCAGCAUUUUCACAUAGACAUGGAUAGAAAACCAUGGUACAUGAAGUGGUUAGUGCUAGCGGGAGCCUAAUUAGACCAACUCUUACGAGUUACAGCCAAUAUGUGAGUUUCUACGCUGCAUUUCUCAAUGACAAAUCCACAACUACAGCACAGAAGUAAGAUGACAUUGAUUAUACACACUAUUGAGACUCCAGGAGGACUCUUCUACUACAGAGAGAGGCUGUUAUAUGUGCAGAAUGCAGUUUGGUGUGGUCUUAGUGAAAUGUGGAGGUCGCCCUGAAAAAGUCAUGGGGUUUUAAGCAUCCCCAUAUUGAGCUGAUAACAAGUCAGUGGUUCUUUUUUCUCCACGGUUGAAGAUAUGGUGUCCAUGACCUCCAAAAUAAUGUCAGAUUUGGAUUUGAUUAGACCACAGGACAGUUCUCACCUUGUCCUAUUCCAUAGUAAAUGUGCUCAGAGUCUGUGGUGUUUCUGGAUCAUGUUUCUAUCUGGUCUGUUCUUUGCACGGUUCAGUUUUAGCCUCUUUGUGUGGACACAGUGUUGAACUGUGACAUCUUUUUUUAAUACAGUGCAAACUUAAGGCUUGUACAUCCCCACCACUCAGUACUGGUUAUUGGUCUUGUCCCCUUUGUACAGAGAUGUCUCGAGGUUCUCUAGAGAGUUUACAGGUAUCACAUGCUGUCGGUGAUGAAAUCCAAUCACUCUUUGCCAUGUUAAGGAUCAUUAUUCUGAGCUAUUUGUUGAUGCAGUGUCAUAGAGGAAUGCGUGUCCUCACAUCUUUACUGAGAGACUCAGGCUCUCUGAAGAGCACUUUUUAAUGCUAGUCAUGUUACUGACCUGUUGCAUAUUUAUAUGUUAUAAUAUUGGGAGAUGUUCCUCCAGGUGUUUCAUUUUAGCAUUCACAGCUCCUUCAGAUUUCUGCUGUCCCUCUUCCAUUUUUAAAAAAAAGCUUGGCUUGGAGUCGAAUAUGAUGGUUGUCCAUAACACAAUAGAGUAUUUCAAUUUCUGUAAAUACAGAGUCAAAAUUGUUUCCAAUUAAACUCUGUUUUUAUUACUAUUUUAUACUACAUAACAACCGUUUGGGAAUGGGGUUGUGUUCUUACUUACUUAGACUUUGUUCCUCCCGUUCCUAUUGGAACAUUGAGCGACGAGUCCCCUCCAUUUGCUCCAGUCCCUUCUUGCUCCAUGCCAGCUGACUCCCAUCUCAUUCAGGUCUUCUUUGGCUGUUUGUCUCCAUGUCUUCUUUGGCCUCCCUCUCCUUCUCUUUCCCCCCUCUGGCAUCCAGUCUAUUGCCACACUUGCCGCUCUCUCUCUUGGCAGUCGGAGUACAUGUCCGGUCAUUCUCUUUCUCCUGUCAGAGACGAUGUCAGACAAGGGUGUUACACCUGCCCUUCUCAUCACCUCUUCAUUGGUGAUGUGGUCUCUCCGUGACAUCUUUAGGAUGGAUCUGAGGCACCGUCGAUGGAAGACAUCCAACUUGUUGGUGAUGCUGGCUGUCUUCGUCCACGUCUCACAGGGGUUGUAUAAAAGACAGAUUAUUGAGUGAUUGUUAACCACGACACAGACUGUUGCAUGAAUAAGAUAAGAUGUACCUUUAUUAGUCCCAGAGGGGGGAAUUCCAGUAUUACAGCAGCAUAGAUCCAAAUAAAAAGAGAAAUUAAAGGAUAAAAAAAACUUAACAAAAGAUAAGUACAUGAGUCUUAUGUACUUGUGAACAGAAUAUACAUAUAAUAUGAUUUAUUGCACACUGAGGUUUCUGUUGUGGAGUCUGACAACAGCAGGAAGGAAUAACCGGCAAUACCUCUCCAUCACACACUUUGGGUGGAGCAUCCUGUCCCGUACGGACCUCCUCAGUGCAGUAAGUGUGUGUUGGAGGGAGUCUCUGUCCAGCAUGGAAGACAGCUUGGCUAUGAUCCUUCUCUCCCCAUCCUUCUCCACAAGUUCCAGAGGGCAUCCCAGGACAGAGCUGGUCUUCUUUUUAAGUUUGUCCAGCCUCUUCGUAUCAGUUGCUGUGAUGCUGCUCCCCCACUCCAUAGAAAACGGCAGAGGCCAACACAGAGUCAUAGAAGGUCUUCGUUGGUGUUAUGAGUCCUGUCCAGUUUAUUGUUCAGAUCAACACCCAGGUACAUACCCAGGAAUGUCUUUGCAUGUGUCCGUAAUACGACAACUACUAGAUCAGGUCUACAUUUUAUGAUGGAUCCAUGAGGGAAAACCAUGAACUACUUGUUUGUGGAAAUUAUCUGGAUGACUAUACCCGCUCACUUAACUGACACUGGUUUGGGGAAGAAAGGCAGCAUUGUUUUGGCGUUGUACUUGUUUUGAUGUCCUUGCUUGGAGGCUGAACAUGAGAGUGUCUGAGGUUUCACUAGAUGUGAUUGAGGCAGUCAGAACUGGGACACCUUCCUUUCAAGAAUGAAUGGAGUCCAAGUGGCAGGUUAACAAGUCUGAUUUGUACUCAGAGACUUACACAGACUCUCACAACUGACAAACACACAUACACAGAGAUGUCAUUUCCAUAUAUGAGGAUACACAGGCUGCUGUAAUUUCUUCAGCCAAGAUUUGAUUUUGAAAUUCUUUAUGGACAGUGUCGGUUAAUUUCAUGGCCCAUUAGCUCGCUGCGGGAUGACCACCAUGUGUUUGUGAUAUCCCGAAGAGGAGGAGGGAGAAGAUGGAAAUGAGUUAAAGACACUGACACACACAUUCACUGACACAUACACACUCACUAACGCUAAACUGGGCCACAGACAGACUGAAAAGUAAUAACAAAUUCACUUCAUUAAAGAAGCUGUUGCCGCAGGUCUGCCUUUAUAGUGUAAUUCAUGGUGGAGGAGUGAAGCCAAGUAAAGGAACACAAAAUCAUGAAACUUCUGCAACAAAGACAGUGUAAUUAAAAGACUACUUAGAUCACGCUCCAACAUUAGGGUCAGUGGAUAAAGUGGCAUCGAGCAGUGGGGUAUUUGUGGAUUUGUCAUGGUUAAUUGCAGAAAAACUCAUCUGUUUCACCUGCCAUCAGCCUUCUAAGCGAUAUUUAUUUAUGAUAUGUAUUUGGUGCCUUUUUUAAUCAAUUUACUGUCUUAUUCUGUUCUAUUGUCUGUGUGGUUGUGGUGUUUUUGUGGAUGAUAAUGAUAUCCUUGAUCCUAAAGGUCCUUUCACACCAAGACUGUUUUAGUUGUGCGAUUAUUUCGGACAUCAAUAUUUUUUUUCGAACCCGUAUCCUGUCAAUACAAGCGUUCACAUUAGUGACGUUUUCCCGUCCUGCGAUAUUGCAGCACUUAUUUUUUCGGAUCACGGUCGAUUUUUCUAAAGUUUCACAUACUGCGUGUCCACUUCAGAUUGUGUGUUGUUGCGAUGUCUGCUUCACCGGUAUAUCCAACAUGGCUGACCGGCUGAUUGUUUAUGUGUCGGAGAACAGAGUGCUUUUUGAUAAAAAACACAAAUAUUACAAAGAUAACGACCUGAAGGACAACUUGUGGAGAGUCAUAGCGACGGAUCUCUGAUAUGACGAUGGUUUGUGUGCUUUAACAGUUUGCUAAACGUCUUUGUUUUAACUUUCAUCUGUGCUAAGUAACUUUAGCUCGUAAGCUAACCUGUUCAGAUACAACAUACCAUAUGUAUUUUCACUGUCUCAAACUCAAUCGCGUUGCUGUCACUGCACCAUUAGGUCUGUGUUGUUACCUUACAUUUAUGGAUUAUAGUUUAAUGUGUUUAUCUGGUACUGGCCCUGACUCAGUACAUGCUGAUAUGACAGACAGACAUCUCAACACUAGUGUUUAAUCAGAACUGAAAAACAGUCAGUCUGGUGUUGGUUCAGUCUUCUCGCUUCCACCUGGGAUGCGUCUUUUUACCCCCCGGAAAGUCACAAAAUCACAUUGGGCUUGAUGCGUAUAGUCAGGCACGUCAAAAUUCUACUCUGAAUGUUUCGUAGUUUCGCAUUCUAUAUUCGUGUCGGCCGCAGUGUGUAAGGACCUUUAAGGUUUGAAUGGUGGUGAACCUCUAUAGACAGUAUAAAAACCAGCAUCAUGUCGGUGCUAAAAUAGGGCUUAUGUCCUGGCCUGGGGUAUCCCUGAAUAUUACACAGUGUAUAACCCCCUACUCUUCCCACUCUUAAGAAAACCAGCAAUACAGGCCAAAUUGCAGUAAAACGUCAAUUUAAUCAUCUUCAGAGAUCAGCAAAGGCCAAAACAACAAACUAAAGUUCUCCUAAAAACCCUAAACUUACCUAUCAAAAAAAAAAAUCUUAAACAAAUGACAGAAUUUAUUCUUUAUCUGCACUCUACACGCAGCUGUUGAGUCAAAAAGAUUAGAAAUACACACACAUACAAAUGGGGAAAUAUCAAACAAAAGCCAAACUUAAAAAAAUAACUUACUUACCCCCUUUCAGAGUAGGCCUUUGUUAUUCUACUUGAUUUAGCCAAUGUAGACUUUACAGUCAAUAUGAACAUGUCUGUUUUCUCCACAUGAGUGAGGUGAAUAUUCAGCUCUUCAAGGUAAUGAUCAAUUCAGACAGUGUUCACACUCUCGGGAGUUUGCUCUGCUUGUAUUAUUAGUUUAAUUUUACAAUGCUUUUGGCAACAUUUAAGCACCUAUUGAUUAAUUACAUCCCUCACCACUACAGGAUAGAGUUAUUAAAUGUGCAAAACUUCAGAUCUAACCUUCUUUCUUUUUCUGCAACAAUGCAUGAGUGAAUGUGAGCUGGAGCUGGUUGUCAGACACAGUAACUGAAUGCUGAAAACCGUAACAGUAAAUCCUUAGUCUUGCUGAUUUACAUAAUGAUGUAUUCCCUUUGUCAUGUCCAGGGAAGCCAUUGGUUUGUUUAAGUCUCCCAGUCUUUAUCUGUAGAAGUCUUCAUCUGCUUUCUUAUCAGAUUCAGGAAGGCUCAUUUCCAGUACCUUAAUAAAGUCGCUUGAGGCAGAGAAUAGGUCCUGUAUAUUUGUGUGACACGCUGCCGCUGUUCCAAAGAAAAAAACGCUUCUACAAUGGCUAAGGAUUUACACACGCACAUAGGAUGUUGUAUGUGUACACUUUGUGACGCGUAUUAAAGCAAACAAAGAACAAAAAGCGCAGUCAACAAAAAUUACAGCGACCUAGACUCACCUCUCAACCCCGAGUGCAGGUAAAGCAGCCCCUUAUAUAACCCGCCAGCUUUCAAACCACAGUGCCCAUGUGACCCGAAACCCAGUGAAACCAACAACAACCAGACAAAAGUAACUGAACACUGAAUAACCAAUCAGCAAAGCAACAUUAUGGCUCCUACAGGUAGUUCUCUCUCCUUAAGCAUGAAAGUCUCUUUUGAAGGAAACAGAGCUUGAUUUGGACAAAGAUGUAUAUAUUUUGUUAUAGUACUACCCGCAGUGAAGAAUGCUGGAUGCCAUCGCAAACCAUUGAAAAAAAUCAUAAUGUUUGAACUGGGAAGUGUUUCCAAACUUGUCUUAUGGUCACAUUAUAACCAGAGUCUUUCUAUGAACCUCUUAAACCAACCCAGUAUUUAUCAGAAAUUCAUGAUUCUUAAGACCAACAUAAAUGCUGCAAAAGUUUUGAUUAUUUUUUGUUCCAAGGGUACUUGAACUUAUCAUAAAACUGAUGAAAGCUACGGUCUACGAUCUGAAAACCAGUUUGGCUGUUGAGACAGAUUUGAAAACCGCAGCCUGCCCCCCCUUCACUCACCCCUCCCCUCCGUGUUCCAAGAUCCCGCCCCCCCCCCAUCUCCUGCCGCCUCCUCACAACACGCCCCCUCCAGUGGAGCAAGAAGCCGGUCGGCAGAAAAUAUCAGCAGCAAAGCUAGCUUCGAAAGCAACUCAGAAUGUAUCUGAUGCAGAUAAAAUUGUCGAAGCUGGUGGGGCCGGUGGUCUCUGGAAUCCCACCUUCAUUGAAGUUGAAGCGAAAUGAGAUUCUCAUAGCUGAAAGUAACAAACACUACAGUCAUCCCCCUUGUAACACACAGUGGUAGCUAUUUCAAUUGGACCGGUGCUAGCCUGUCAGAGCAGAGCUGAUUGUGGGCGAGGCUUUACCUUUCUCGGCGUGUCUUCACCAGCUCAGUUUACAAUGCUAAAGAUGCGCGGCUAACUUAUGCUAAAGCCUACCCGUUCCGACCAACAACGUUCAGUCAUUAGCCAGUAUCGACACAGACUAACCAGAGUUAUUCAGCAGACAUCUCCCACUGUAGUAAACAAAGUAAUUAUCUGUUCAACAGAAAUUCGGCUGUCUCAGCGUCAGUUUUCAGUCCCAAAUCCCUCUGCAGCUAUUUCCACCGGUCGUACGUUUCUCCAGUGUAGACUCUCCGUUGGCACCUGUAUCGCUCAUAUUUCUUCCUUACUUCAGCCUUUUCCUCGAAACUUUUACGUUUCCUUCCCUUCAAUGUGGAGGGUAACAGAAGCGGCCUCCUGGUUUGGCUCCAUUACGCUUCAGCAGCUGUGCAGCUCGCUAAUCACAUGUACUGAGGGGGGUAGUGGGGAGGAGGCGGGACCAUGGGCGGGAUGGUGCGGAGCAGGGGAGACAGGGGAUUGGAUGGACUCAUGGACCACUCCCCAAUUGGUCGAUUAUUAUGCUUUUUUGCAGCGGAUAUACUGAAUGGAUUUUUUUCGUUCUUUUUGAUCUUUAUUUGCGUAGAUCGGACCAUAGGACCAUAACGGCCUUAUAAACUGUGUUAUUAAAAAGUACCAAGCUUCCAAAUGGUAGACCAUAGCUUUAAUUUAAGGGAUAGUUCCUUUUUUAGAGGGGUUGUGUGUGGUACAGUAUGUAUCAACAGUAACAGUGUUAGGUACUGGGAGCUUGGAGAGAGAAGCUCAUUUAGGCUCCUAUUGUCAGACAUGGCACAUGCUUGCAGUGCACUGAAUAAGCCUCCUGCUUUAAAUACCUGCACUGGCAGUGCAACCCCACUUUUGAACCUGAACUAAUCAUAAGUAUCUUUAAUCAUGUUUUCACUGUGUGAUGAAAGUUAAGCGUGUCAUGCCUCAGCUGGUGUAAAUGUUCUGUUUCCUGUUCUAUUCCCCAGGUAUUUCCACACAAUCUACCUGGGCAUUAGAAGUCGACAGAGUGCUGAGACAAAGCGCUGGCGGUACCACUGGAGGAUGGUCUAUGAGUUUGCAGAUGUGAGCAUGCUGCAUCUACUGGCCACCUUCCUGGAGAGCGCUCCACAACUGGUGCUGCAGCUGUGCAUCAUUAUACAGACACACAAGCUCCAGGCUGUGCAAGGUAGCACAUUUUCAUUCUGUUAUUGUCUGUCUGUCUGUUUUCAAAAUACAGUCAAAUUAAUCUAAAAAUUGUUUUGGAAAAAAGCCUUUCUAUUUGUUAACAGAUUGCAUUUAAGACUGCUUUGGCUGCAGCUUGAAAGGCUGUGUCCUUUAAUUCUGUUUUUGCCCUUGCAGCACUCACAACUUUAACUUCACAGCGCCUUUCACCAAGGUUUUGCUAGCUUACCAAAGAUGUCCCACCGUUCUUCUGCCUUCCUCUGCAGUUACCAUUUAGCAUUUUUUUUAAAUGCUCUGAGUAUUUAGAACUAGCUUUCAUUUCAUAGCAUUAAAAAUAAAUAAUAAAAAUAUUUUAUAGAAACUGUGCUUGUCUUUGCACUAAAAUGGCUGAAGUGCUUUUAGUUUGAAUGCUACUGAAGGAACAGUGGGCACAUCUCUGAAGUGUUUUCUUUCAUGCUGACCCACUGUGUCACUUUCUUCAUGUCUGUUGUAGGCAUGACUGCAGCAGCCUCCCUCGUCUCCCUGGCCUGGGCCCUGGCCUCCUAUCAGAAAGCCCUGCGAGAGUCUCGAGAUGACAAGAAGCCCAUCAGCUACCUAGCUGUCAUCAUUCAGUUCUGCUGGCACUUCUUCACUAUCGCCGCAAGGGUUAUCACCUUUGCUCUGUUUGCUUCUGUGUUCCAACUGUACUUUGGCAUCUUCAUUGUCCUCCACUGGUGCAUCAUGACCUUCUGGAUUGUUCAUUGUGAGACAGACUUCUGCAUUAGCAAAUGGGAGGAGAUUGUAUUUGAUAUGGUGGUGGGAAUAAUCUACAUCUUUUCGUGGUUUAAUGUCAAAGAGGGACGGACAAGGUAAGGGCACUUCAGUGCAUCUGUUGUGAUAUAGACCUGAAGUUAACAGCUGCGUUAGUGGCUGUUUUUGUUCAAAUUUACUCUGUAACUUUGUGCAUUUGUCACCAUCCCCACGGCCGUAGUGUUGUACAGAAAAGAAAACAGAUUAUCUGCAGGUCCCUGACAUGCUCUUCUUCACACAGAGAGAGUUUUACUAUAAAAUAAAGUGCCACACAACUUCACGGCCAUACCACUGCUGUGCUGCCUCAUGGUACUACUCUGAAUACAGUGCCAGACAUUGUUUGGACUGGUGGUAUUGUUCAUCAGGAAUAUCAUUUCUUGGAGUUAAUGGCUUCAAUGAAAGGACUCAGUCAGACAUUCUGCCAGGAUUGUAAAGAAUAUUGAAAGCCCAACUUUAAAUCCUCAUUUGAGGCUUCUCCGCAAAUUUAACUUUAACAUCUAAUGAAUAAACUGAAACAGGCUGUUUAAAGGUCCUUACACAUUGGGAACGAUGCAAAUUUACAACAUGAAAUUACGAAAUAUUCUGAGGCGAAUUUUGACACGCCUGACUACACACAUCGAGCGCGAUGGGAUUUUGUGACUUUCCAGGGGGAAAAAAGAUGCAUCCCGGGUGGAAGCAAGAAGACUGACACAACAGCAGACUGACUGUUUUUCAGUUCUGAUUAGACACUAGUGUUGAGAUGGCUGUCUGUCAUGGUAGCAUGUACUGAGUCGGGGCCAGUACCAGAUAAGCUCAUUAAACUAUAAUCCAUAAACAUAAGGUAACAACCGAGACCUAAUGGUGCUAUGACAGCAACGCGAUUGAGUUUGAGACAGUGAAAAUACAUAUGGUAUGUUGUAUCUGAACAGGUUAGCUUAUGAGCUAAAGUUACUUAGCACAGAUGAAAGUUAAAACGAAGACGUUUAGCAAACUGUUAAAGCACACAAACCAUCGUCAAAUGAGAAAUCUGACGCUAUGACUAUCUACAAGUUGUCCUUCAGGUCGUUAUCUUUGUAAUGUUUGUGUCUUUUAUCAAAAAACACUCUGUUCUCCGACAUGUAAACAAUCAGCCGGUCGGCCAUGUUGGAUAUACCAAUGAAUCAGACGUCGCAACAACACGCAAUCUGAUUGGUCAGAAGUGGACACACAGUAUGCGAAACUUUAGAAAAUUCGACGUGAUACGAUGCCGCAAUAUCACAGGACAGGAAAACGUUGCAGAUGUGAAUGCUUGUAUUGACAGGACACGGGUUCGAAAAAAAAUAUUGACGUCUGAAAUAAUCUACAAAAAAACGCUCCUGGUGUGUAAGGACCUUUAGUGUCAAGUCUGAAUAUUUCAUUGUAUUGAUGAUUUUAAAGGGAUGGACUUACUGACCAGUGUGAAUUCUUCAAAGCCCACUGUCACAAUACGAUCAAUGCACUUUCACCAACAUUACAUCACCCUUCUAAUAGUGUAGAAAAAGGGUUCCAUUCUUCAGUAGCUGAUUUGGAUUAAGGGAGCCAGACUUCCUUCUCUGACCUUGUCUUAUGUCCUUGUUUAGGUAUCGACUCUUCAUCUAUUACCUGGUGAUCCUGGUGGAGAACGCUGCUCUCAGUGCUCUGUGGUAUCUCUACAGGUCUCCUCUAACUACUGACUCCUUUGCGGUACCAGCACUCUGUGUCAUCUUUAGUAGUUUCCUCACCGGCGUGGUGUUCAUGCUGAUGUACUAUGCUUUUUUUCAUCCCAAUGGGCCACGCUUUGGACGGUCUUUGAGCGGGCAGGGUCUGGACCUGGACCCCACUGCCCAGUUCUCCACGCUACCAUCUGAAGGUGCCACCAACUCACUGCGCUCCAACCGAGGUGCUACCACAACACUAGAACGUGACAUGGGCAAGUACUCAGAGCGGGACGGCUGUAUGCCCGUGUUUCAGGUCCGACCCACAGUGCCAUCAACACCAUCAUCCCGUGCUCCACGCCUUGAGGAGACUGUCAUUAAGAUCGACCUUUGUAGGAACCGCUAUCCAGCCUGGGAACGCCAUGUCCUUGAUCGCAGUAUACGAAAGGCAAUAUUGGCCAUAGACUGCUCCCUGACUCCUCCACGGCUGCAGUACAAAGAUGACACUCUGGUACAGGAGAGGUUGGAAUAUGAGACCACGUUAUAGUCCCACUUUGCUCAUCAGGAGCUAAGUCAACUGAGGAUUAUCUCAAUACCUGAUAAACGGCAGCAGGGACCGUGGCAAUAGGUAUUUAUUACUACCAACGAUCUCACUUGUCAUCACACAGUCCCUUACUUUUUCUGUUCAUCAGCAUCAGCAUCCUGUUGGUAGUACUCAGAUGUGGCCUAAGUGCAGUUGUGGUGUGUUUUCAGGUUCUUGUUAGGGUUGUUGCUGUUACUCUUACUUUGAAUCAUCAGGGAAACCCUGCCUGGUAUGAACUAAAUGUAGAUCAAUGAGAGUGCUUCACACUCGGCUUGGACAAUACACAAAUGCACUGUUUGGUUGAUGGUGGAAAUAUAAAAGUACACAUAUCUCCAUGUCCACCUCAAGGAAUUUACCAUCAGAUAUUCCACUUAAACCUACAUGACACAAAAAAAAAACAACCUUAAUAGAGUUUAGAAAAGAAAAGGUACCUCAGUCAGUACGAAUAGAAACUAUUGACUUUCACAGCUCGCCUCCUCGUUGGGGAGUGUGUUAACCGUCUGUUCUUGCAUCCAUACCAAUAUGAAACCACUCAGCUGUCUCUUUUACUGAGUCCUGACCAGAAGAAAAGCAAACAUGCUGGUGUUCAGAUAUCAGAAAGUUCCAGUUGUUAUCAACCAUCGUCUUUUUAUGCACCGUCAUUUCGUUUGCAGAUGGAAAAAAACCACAGCUGACAACGAGCGUGAUCUCAGCACGUUGUUAUGCUGUGACAUUAGUAUGGAAUCUUGCCAUUUUUAAUUUGUUUGCUGUAUUUUAGGAAGAGGUGUUAGUGCCAAAAGGUUCCAGAAAAGUGUCCUCCAGCCUCUGAGGAGUUGAAAAUCCUUGGGCAUUCUAGUAGUCCAAAAACUUCUCAGACCAUGGUGUUUAAUUCCUCACAGAUAUUCCUGGUCUGAACUCCAGAGGGUCAGACAGAAAGUGGACUACAUGUAGACAGUGGUCACAAUAGCAACUUCACUCAGUCAUGUGGCCUGUUUGGAAAAGUCAUCCAAAAGUGGCUGAAGCAGAGGAUAGCGAGUAUGAAACAAGGGUUGAAAGCGGAACAGACACCAGCUCCCAGCCUCUCUCCCAGAAGAAAAAUCAGCCAAACUCUCAUAAUGCCAAGGCAAAAUCUUUCUGGCAGCUCAACUGAACAAUUUGUAGUCAGCCACAUAAACCUGGCUGUCCAACAAUACUGAUCCUUGCAUGUGGGGGAGCAUGAGGAAUGGAGGGCAGAGGAGACAAGCACACUGUAGGCAGAGAGUAUGACACAGGACAUGGAGAUGUGUUGGAGAUGGAGAGGUAGAAAAAUUGUUGGCAAGCAGCCAUCUCAGCCAAACUAAACCAACCACCAGGAUGUACAGUACCCUGAUGUAAAUGCAGCAUUUUUUUUUUUACUUUUGGGAUGAUCUGGAGGGUUCUGAAGUCGCUGUACUGCUGUGUGUCUGUGGUUCAGUCUGUAUGUGUUGGCAGUAGGUGAUGCGUAUGAGGUGAGUAUACGUGUGUGUGUGUGUGUGUGUGUGUGUGUGUGUGUGUGUGUGUGUGUGUGUGUGUGUGUGUGUGUGUGUGUCCAUCCUUUAUGAUAAAUUUGUUUAGUGAAGUUCAGCUUGGGUUCUUUCACCUUCAGAGCAAAAUGUUCCUUUUUUUCACCAGCUAAUCCACAGUUUUAAUAUUAUCACACCAAAGAAUACUUAACAAGUUCACAGAGUGCUGGUGGUUUCGGUUGACUUUAACAAGAAGAUUUAACCAAGUGUUAUCAACAUCAGUGCCACAACAAAGUAUAAUUCAGGGCUGUUAUAAAAUACAUAAAAUUUCUGAUCAGAGUUCACCUUUUGACCACAAACAUUUGUGAUUAGAGACAGUACAGCAGGGUAUCAAAUGAAGUCCUACACACGGGUGGCUCAAACGAAAGCAGACAAAAAAGUUGUAACUGAUUCUUUUCGUCUUAUCUUAACUACAGUAACUGCUGGUUGGUGUGAAGAAAAUAAAUCAUGAUUACAUAAAAUAUACUGUGAACAUCUGUGAACAUGCCUUUUGCUGGCAUCACAUUUAAAACAAGUGUAUGUUUAUCAUGAAGGAACAGAUAUCUUUAAGUUUCAACAUUUGAUCAGUUGUCUUUGCUCCGUUAAUCAAUUAGAUAUAGGAUUCUGAAGGAUUUCCAGACCAUGUAAUUUUGUUUUUAAUCCGCAUUUUACACAGCCUCCCAGUCUUUUAAAGGGAAUUGGGGUUGUAUUGUUCAUAUCAUGUCUUGUGGAGUGUACCUUUGUUUCAGAAACUAACAGUAAACCCCUUUUUAGACUAAAAAGAGAAAAAGAUCCUGACAAAGGGCUCUAUUUUCAUGCCCGUUAGCAGAGCAGCGCAGGGUGGCGCACCGUACGCAGUGGUAUUUUAGUCCAGCGCAGACCUGUGCACAGCCAGUUAGGUAUUUUGGUGGACUGAGGCGCACUGAGAUGUGCCAAGCUGGGUGUGGUGGCGCAUUAGGGGGAGGUGUCGACAGAAUUAGCUGGUGCAGUGACAUUUUCAUGCCCGCCGGCAGCGUAGUAAGUGCGCUGGAAGCUCGCCGAUUCAAACCUGGUCAGCUUUCAGUGCAGGUCGAGCGCAGCUGGUCAGGUGGUAUUUUGGUAGACGGACGCAGGAGUGUGCACACGUCACCAGUGCCUCAACGGCAGGUUUCCACAGUGUCAGGCACAUUUCAAUGCAAUAAAUAACAACAACCAAUAAUCAGUGCAACUAUCUGAGUCAGCACAUAGACUUAUAUCUAUAUUCUGAUGUAUAGGCUAUCUUAUCUGAUGAUCAUUUGGACACUCAACCUGACUGAAUUAAAACAGCUGAAACCGCAUUAAAUUGAAUAUCCAGUAAAUAGUCACACAUGAUGGAAUUAACAAGAUAUUUAAUUUAUCCCCCACUUCCUUCCUCUGUUCCUCUUCCUCCUCUUUCUCUCUCCCUGUCCUCACUUUUCAUCCUGAUGCUGCUGCAAGGCUGACCAGAUGAUUUAUUUUAGUGAUCAGAUGAGUUAUUUACUUCAAAGAUUUGAACAGAACAAUAAAAGAGACUUUUAUUCAUAAUUUCCUGUAUAUCUAAUGCUCUUACAUCCUUUAAAUUCUGUGAAUAUUCAGUCUGGAGUUAGGCCUACAUAAGAAUAUUAUAAUAUUCAGUUGCAUAAGCCACAUUCAUUUAACACGCCAACAUAAGUGAAAGAAAGAGCCAGGCCACGGAGCGCGAUGCUUCGUGUAUGCACAGGUGGUUCUGAUUUUAAUGCCAUUAUUGGACUUUGUUUUUGUGAAGUGUGCACAACCCUUCUUUGUCAUGUGGGGUUUAACUAUAUGCAACUUUAUGUGAGUGUCUUUAUUUGUGGAAAAGGAUGUUUGUCUUACCAGUGGGUCCAACGUUACACACACCAAAUCCCUCUGUGCUUAUUUAAGAGAGUGUGGAGGACGCCCUCCACAACGCUUGGAGCAACACUUAUUGAGGGGCUGCGUCCUGUCACCAUCUUGUGGUGUUGCUGUCUUCAGCCAUCUCUUAGACUACUUCACGAAAUUUGCAAUACGCCUUGCCAGUGCCAGAUUUAAAGGUGAGGAGAGGAGCUGAUUUGUUCUGUGAAAACAGGACUUGGCUGUGUUAAACCCGCUCCACUUCUUCUCCCCUCCCCCUUUCCUACUUGCACCGCUGGGUGGAGCUAAGUAGGCGGGGGGGGGGGGGGGCUGCACCGCUCACCAAAAUACUGAAGUGUGCUUGGGCCUUGCCUCAUCGGCAUUGCGGACCUGACUUAUGCCACGCCUGCACCAUGCUGCCGGCAAGGCACGAAAAUAGUGCCCAUAUACUUAUUUGAGGAGAGUGGUCUGUGGUAGGGUGUCUGCUUGACUGAAGCCAUGCAAGUGCUGUAAAAAGGAGUCUUUAAUAAUCUCACUAACUUUUAUUAACUGUCUUCAUGAGGACACUAAUCCUUGUGUGUUACCUUACCAAAAGGGACACAAAAGUUUACCAGCUUAUUACUGUGUUGGAGGCAGGAGAGGGAUUUGUGAGAAAUACUGGAGAGGAGGGAGUUACAGUAAUCUAACCUGGAGAAGAUGAAUGCAAGGAUGAACUUUUCUAAAUCAGCAGGGAGAAAAACAGAUUUGAUUUUAGAGAUGGACGUGAUCUGAAUGAAACAUGACUGGACUGUUUUGGGUCAUAUUGGAUCACCAGGUCUCAGCAGUGGGUUUAUCUGUGGAGCAGUGGAAAGACAGAUUAUGGCCCUGAAUAACUAACAACUGGAAGCAUGUAAAUAGAGAAUUGAAGUGGGCCUAAAACAGAACCCUGCGGUACACCAUGGGUAUUACAACUGGUGACGGAGGAGUGGUUGCCUAAGGUGAAGGUUCUGUCUAAAAGAUAAAAACAAAGCCAAUUAAGUGCAGUACCCUUGACACCAACCCAAGUCUUGAGACGUUACAUUAAGAUGGCAUGACCCGCAGUGUCAAAUGCUGCACUUAUAUUUCCUGUCAGCAGCUAAAAACAGUCAACUGUUACCUGGAGGAGGGCUGUACUAGUACUUUGCAAAGCUCUAAAACCUGACAGAAAUUUCUUCAAAAGAUGUUGUCAUUAAAUCUAAAAUCUGUGUUAAAACUACUUUCUCUAAAACUUUGGAUAAGAACGGUAGAUUAGAAAUUGGCCUAAAAUUACUAAAAACAGAGGGGAUAAGAUUAGGUUUCUAGAGAUUGGACCACAGCAUGUUUGAAAGCAGAGAGAAAAUGUUAAAAGUGAGCUAUUUGUAAUUGAUAAAAUACUGGGCCUAACUGUAUCUAAUACUUUGAGAAAUUUUAUUGGGAAUGGUGUCAAGGAUACACGUUGUUGGGUUCAUAUGUGAUGGCCUUGAAGGCAGCAGUAUUGGGUUAAUCUGUUAUAAUAUGAGUCCAAUCAUCAACAGAGCUGUCACUCCAGGAAAUCAAACACUGUUUCCUUAACAUUCAUAAAGCUGGAGUGACUAAGAUACUCCAUCAGAUCAACACCCAGCAGCUUGGUCUGGUUUACCAUAAUCUGAAUAAAGCACUGGUUAUAAAACAAAACCAUCUACUGGGACCUAGCUGCACCAGGAGAGUCUGAUCCAAAAUGUUUUGCAAAGGGCAUUUUUUCCAGAGGACCAGGUGAAGGUCCUGGUGAAGGAUUCAGUGGAAAGGAGGCACAAAGACCGGAGAGGGAAAGGGAGAAGGUAGAGGGAACAAGAAUUAGGGGAUGGCGGGUCAGAGAUGAAGGGAUGAGGUGGAUUCAGCUGGAAGACAGAAGGGAAGAAGAAAAGUUAUUUAUGUCCAGAGGGGUAGAUGGAGGGUGACAUUUAUAUCUAUAUGAUAGCACAAAAACUGUCCAAUGCCAGAGGAGACGUUUGUUUUCGUAAAUCGUCUCUGUGAUGAGUCAAAUAGGCUCUGCUGAGAGUUUUGGUGACAGGCUGCAAAGGAAGAUACUUUGGCAAAAGCUGUGGUUUAGACACAUGGAGUCCUUAAAACAUGUAGAUGUGUUACAGGGACAUACUGGACCUGAGUGGGGUUUUAUGAAGGGUUUAAUUCUGAUGAUGAAGACCUGGAUGGUAAAUGAUAGCAGUCUGUAAUGACAGUAAUCACAAGAAGAAAAAGGUCCUCUGAAAUGAAGCAGGGAAAGUCCAGGUGAGAUCAGAAGGCUGUGAGAGAAACAUUGAAGCGAGUUAUGCUACGUUCCAGUUACCCUCAAAAGUUGGAUGUCGGAGCUGGGAAUGGCGUUACACCCAGGUCAACGACGCUCCAGUUAACAAGUCGGAAAACCAAGAUGGACGCCUACAGUUAGCUGUUGUCAGUCGUUGUCAGCUGUUGUUAGUUGUUGUUAGCUAUACCAGCUGUUAACAACACACAAGACAGUAUUUACUCUACAAACAACAUAGCACCAUGUUCACGGUUAGACGUUGGCCAGUACAACAUAUAACACUUAUUUAAUUUCACAAAAACAAAACAGAAGUGGUAAUAAAUAAAACAUGAUGCAUUACGCUGCCAUCUUGGAUUAUGAUGUUGUCGUCAAGUCAGGGUUGGUGAGAAUCGUCCGAUUUUCCGAGUCGGAAAUCUCACUCCAGGGGGGCAUUCCAGAUUAAUUUUUGACUUGGCGCUCGGAAAUCCCGACUUCUGGGUACAACUGGAACACAGCAUUAGUCCUGUCGGAGGGGGAGUGAUGGUGCUCUGAGAGGAGCACAGCGCCUGUCCAAGUGGUGACCAGGUGUUAGCGCUGGUGGCUCGGUUAGAGAUUGUGGCAGAAAAUGGUGAGACAGGAAUUGUAGGAGUGAGGCUCACAUGAUAAAGAGAUCAUGAAUGGGAAUGAAAUGCAUUAACUCCUUGAGUUCAAUUUGUCUAUUGCUGUAUUCACACAUGCUCUAAACUCCUGGAAUAAUCCAUCAAUUUCAAGAGAAAGCUGCAAAUGUGUGAACAUGAAUGGCUGAAUUUUUUAAGUUAGUCUACCUGCACUAUUUAGUGGAGGCCCAGAGUCAAAAUUCAGCUGAAGGUAGGCUGAGCUGUGGUCAGGAAAAUCCAGUGUGAGUGUGUAGGAGCACAGUGUGUUACAUGCAUGUCGUAAAGCUGCUCUAUCCUCCUCUCAUGUUCUUAACUGCUCAUUAUUGCUGAGAUGUUGUGAGGACGCACAGCCACAAGUAACAGUAGUAUAGAAACUGUCUUCUUUCGUGAAGUGCCCUCCCUCAUAGAUCCCUUUUCGGAGGCUGAGGAUGAUUUCUGAUCAUUUAUAAAAUGAACUUUUUCUAUUGUUUAUCACGGCUAAGCUAUGCUUUAACACAUUUUAUGGAAAUGAUACAUAAUAAAGGUGUGACUUCCUUUUCCUUUAAAGACCUAAAUGUUUAAACACAAAAAGCUCCUGGUGUCCUGCACCUGUUGUGUUGUAACGUGAUCUCUUGAUUGAUGAUAAGUGGAGGAAAGAGCACAUAAGAAAGGCCAUAGCAGGGAGUUGUCAACUCUGUAUGAAGCACAACCAGACCAACCCUAGCCACAAUGAGCUCUUCCUAUCUUAGCCAGAUUUAUCUACAUUGUUGGACUACAGCGAAAAUGAGACAGAUUUCUUUUAUUAAGAGUGCUUGAGGAGCACAGAGGCUUCGUAUUCAGCACAAUGUCUAAAGAAGGACUCAUUCAGACACUCCUGAAGACUGGCACUUUUCCACACUGCAAACAGCUGAGCUGAGGUCCACACUGAGUUCUAUCUUACCUCUCUAUAACAAUUAAGGCCACUGGUAGGUUUAUCUUCAAGCAGUACUGUUGUAAAAAUGGCACAAAUGCACCCUCGGCAUCACACCUUUUUCAAACAAUAAGACGACAAGUCCCCUGGUGCUUUGGUCAGCCAGUGGCUGAAAUGAGAGGAAUCCUGAUAGAUGAGCAGUAGUGGUCUGAAAGAAUAAAAAAGGUUGAAAAGCACAUAAUGUCUUGUAGCUAAAUCUGUGUAAAUGCAGCAUUAUGUUCAUUCAAAGGGAAGUCGAAGCAUUUUACAUAUGUUUAUUUGCAGUAUCUUCAAAAUCCGGUGUAGCCUUAGUUUAAUAAUCGCUAUCUCAUAAAUACUGAUAUGGUCUAUAGACUGAUAUAUACAGAAAAUUAAACUACCUCAGUUGUUUCACAGAAAAAUCACUCUUGAGCCUCUCAGCACCACAUCAUCCUUCUUUGAUAUUAGCAUGAUUUCCAACUACAACAACAAGCCCAACAAGAAAACAGUCAUUUCCUGAAUAAAAAAUGUCAUUCAGUAUGUUUAAAUGCACUUAUAAAAAACAAUUUACUGCCUUAGUCUGUCUGAAACUGGACUUUUAAAAAUCAUGUGAACAUGUUAGUCUGACUGAAAUCACACUGAAAACAAACUUCUCCUAGUUUCACUAACAAACCUGAAUAAUGUGGUUGUAGAAUGAUUUUCUCUUUCAUUUAUACUCUUCAAUCAAACUCAAAGUAGCCUAAGCGUUCUGAGCAUGUUCACGCUCCGAGCUUUUAGCUGGAGGUUUAACAGCAAUGGAUGUUUUGCAGAGGAAGCCAGGAACCUCGACAGAUGAAGAAAGGACGUGAAAAAGGCUAAACUUUCCUAACAAACAGCACAGAGCUGUAACUAUGGCUUCCUGUUUGCUCUGUCUCCACCUACUAUAGCAGAAGUGGAUAUGCUUCUGCCAGUUAUUUGAUUCCUGCUCGGUACAUGUAAACUGGGACAAAGACAGGAGUCCUGUAAAAUCACCUAAUCAAGCUUUAAUUGUAGCUCAACUUUACCCUGCAUGUAAACAUACUGAAUGUUGCGCUUUGGAGCAAACAGUCAAUCAUACUGACACAGAAUAACCUGAUUUAAUAGGUUUUUUUCAUUUUCGUUUUGCUUCAUUUUCAUGAAACCUAGGUCUUAAAUAGGGAAUUAAUUCAAACCAUCAUACAGAGUUUUGUACGAUUACAACCACCCUUUGGUGAGAUAUUAAGUUACUGAUGCAUAUGGUGCCAAAUUCAGGAAAUGUAUCAAAAAUAGGAUAUAAAAUUUAAUCUGACUCCCUCCUUACUUUUACUCUAAAGCUGCUUUCUUUCUUUUCUGCUUUUGUUUGCCUUAAAGAGAAUAUAUUUUUACUUAUGUCUUUAUUUCAGGCUCAUAACUCACUGAAUUUCCCCUCUGGGAUUAAUAAAGUUCUUCUUAUCCUAUCUUAUCUUCUUAUCUUAGAACCCGGGAUAUUGUUUAAGGUUACAAGGAAGUGAAGCUUGGCGUUUGCUUGUGUGUGUGUGAGAUUUAAGUGUAGUACAGAGUGUCAGCGUCAACGUCAGGUACUGUGUCUCUACCAGGACUGAUGGAAAGCUUUGAGCUUGACUGCUUGCAGUUUGAGCCUGACAUAAUUUGGUGGUGUAAGGCAUGUCCAGGAUCACAGUGCCCCCCGAUUUUUGGUCAUUUUCCUCAGUAACCAUAACAAAAAAUUUUCACUCUCACUGCCUGAGUCUGUCAACACUCUUCCUCAUUGUGUGAUAUCAUCAGUGAGCCACCAACACAGUGAACUGUCAAGAAGAGGAUCAUAGUAUAAGACAUAAGCUGCACAAACUAUGUGAACUAGCACAGUUUGGUUUUGUCCAAACCACUUGACUUUUUGGGAAGUACAAUGAUGUGAAAUUAAAAUCCACUGAAAAGUUACCAAUUAUGGUGGAGGCUCUGAAUACUUGUGUUUUGUGCAGGUCAGAAAAGGCCUUAGAUCCAGACAUACCUGAAGAACUGUGAAGGGAUUCAGCCUUUUUGUUUGAUGUGGAAUUUUAUCCCUGCUAAAUCAAAUUCACAUGUUGUUUUGACAAGGACAGCAUCCAGAGGGGUUAAUAAAAGGCUACCUGGGCGACACAGUGGCCCUGAAGGUCAACAACACAAACUUGUGACAAGCGCACACUGACACUGGUUUCAAGUUUCCUCAUUUGAAUUCUUUGAUGAAUCAUGAAACAUAAAAUAAUAAUGAUAAAAAAAACUCAUACUUAACACUUUCUCAGUUUAAUAAAUUAUUUAUGUUUAAUGCAACUUUGGUCUUUUCUUUUUUCAUAUAUUUCAGAUUUCUUAAAUGUUUUUUAUUUCACUCAAAUAUUUGUGAUUUUGGAAUUUUCAUGACAGAUUCUGGCAUUUUGUGUAUAUUUUAUUUAUUUCUAUGAAAUAUUUUUAGCAUUUUCUGAACUUUGGAUUUUCAUGAAAUAUUAUUGUUGGUGAAAUAUUUUUGAGUUUAAAUAUAUUUUUACCUUUUGUGAAUUUUUAAUGAAUUUUUUUUGCAUUUUGUGAAAGUUGGUAUGCAUUGAAAAAUGUUAGCGUCUACUGAAUGGUUGAUCAUAAUUUGCAGUUGACCUUUAAGGCCACCAUCAGACAGAUUUCCCAUGAGCCCCAGUUGAGACAGAGAGAACCAGAAGAAAAACCCUCUAUGGAGGCUGACCGAGAAGCAUCACACGUCCUCAUUAUCUGACCACGUCUGCAGCCAAAACCUCACCAAAUCUUCUCAACCACUACAAAUAGGUUUUUAAGAAAUGUCAAAUGGUUAUAUUAAUCAUUCUAAUCAAAGCGUAUGGAUUUGUUGUGUUUGUUAGACUGGUAUGAGGACCUGUCAGUGAUGUUUCCACAAAGUCACCACAGCCUGCACAUCCCUGUGGCUCUGAGAGUGUCAGGCAGUCUGUUUUUUUCACCAGCUGAUCAGAUCUCUGCUGAGGUCAGGACACAUACCAGCCAAUCACAACAGCAAAGUCAACCUUACACGGUUAGCGGGCGCUGUCCAGCCGAGAAAACAGACUGUAUUAGAUGGGAUCCACACCACAGCAACAGUUCCCGAGGAAGUCAUUCAGCCUUAGUACAAGCACAGUAACAAGCAGGCGAAGGGGGACAGGAGCCCAGGGGCACUUGUAAAAUCCUUCUGUACAGAUGUCUGUUUAGAGAGUUGGUUGAACCUGAAGUACCACAGAUAGUGAACUGAUCAAGCUUAUCUGUAAAUAAAUGUAUGCAAAGUGUACACUUUAAAAAAGAACAUUCCUCUAUCAUGAGUUUUGACUGUGAAGGGUGUCUUUAGAGGUUUAAUGCCACACUGAUGGCUGUAACUAUGACAAUAUAUUACAGAGGAAAAAAACGAUAAAUGUGGUGUAUGUGGUGUAUUUCAAAAAAGAUACAUAUGUUAAAGAAAAAAAUCUUGGUUCUCUCAGUGAGUUGCAUUGUGUGAUGAAAGUCUGAAGUGCUAAAAUGCGUUUAAUGGGGAGAAAGUACAUUUUAUUGUAAAAAGAAAAAUCAAAUGUGAUAAACGUGAUUAAAAUGACUUUUUUGUAUAUAUGGGAUUUUUGUAAAUUUUUAUUUGAAUCUAAUGCAACACAAACUACCAAAAUUCAUUUAAUAAAGUUCACUGUGGUCAUUUU